Molecule: messenger RNA, 2473 nt
Organism: Cucurbita pepo subsp. pepo (vegetable marrow)
Lineage: Eukaryota; Viridiplantae; Streptophyta; Magnoliopsida; Cucurbitales; Cucurbitaceae
Product: glucan endo-1,3-beta-glucosidase 11
Biological process (GO): carbohydrate metabolic process
Molecular function (GO): hydrolase activity, hydrolyzing O-glycosyl compounds
Source: RefSeq, a predicted model, not a curated record
AAUGGACAACUUCAUGACUUGUAAUUCAAAUGAAUUAAUUGUUAAAUUGGAUACAUAUUGAAGUUGCAUUAUUUAAUGAGAUUCAAACAUUUUGAAUUUCCUAAAUUAGAAGCUUCAGGUUGGAUUAAUCAUAUUUUAAUAAAUGAUUAUUUUAGGUGUUAGUUGAUGAAAAUUAAUACAUAAAACUCAUAAAAACGAAUUAUACUAAAUUGUGAAGUUUAUUACAAAAAGUUUAAACGAACAGGUAACACUUUUUGUUUUUUUCCUUUUUCCCCUUUUUUGUUUUUUUUUAAUCAAUGUUCUACAAAUGACAACAACCCGCACGGCUCUUCACCUUACUUCCGCCGCACACUCAACUCUCUGUCCACUCUCCUACCAGACACCGGCCGACAGUUCACCGUCGACUUCUCCGGCAACCGACUCCGACGACGGCGUUUCUGUUCUGCCUCCAGAUCGCUCCUCAUUCUCACUCUUCAGUGCAGUGACUGGCAUUUUCGGCCUUUGAAUUCCACUUUUAGGCUACUGAAGUUUCAAGCUCCAUGGAGCUGAGAAGGUUCGGGUUCGAGCAAUGCGGUUCGUUCGUUCUACUUCUGGUUUCAGGUUUGUUGUUACUGCCUGUUAUGGUGAGUUCAAUUGGAGUGAACUACGGUCAGAUUGCGAACAAUCUUCCUGCUCCGGAGAAUGUAAUUCCGUUGGUGAAAGCGAUUGGAGCUACGAAGGUGAAGCUGUACGAUGCGAGUCCGAAGGUUCUUCGCGCAUUUUCUAAUACGAGCGUGGAGUUCAUAGUCGGACUUGGAAAUGAGUACUUGGCCAAAAUGAAGAAUCCAGCUUGUGCUCAAGAGUGGGUGAAGAAUAAUGUUCAAGCGUACUUGCCUGGCACUAAAAUCACUUCAAUCUUCGUCGGUAAUGAGGUAUUAACCUUCAACGACACUUCACUCAGUGCUAAUUUACUACCGGCGAUGCAGAGCGUGCACACGGCGCUCGUGAAUCUAGGGCUAGAUAAGCAGGUGGCCGUCACAACGGCGCAUUCUUUGGCUAUACUUGAAACUUCGUAUCCGCCUUCCUCCGGAGUCUUCCGUAGGGAUUUAGUUGAUUGUUUGGUCCCAAUCUUGGACUUCCAUGUCAAGAUCGGCUCCCCGUUCUUGAUCAAUGCGUAUCCUUACUUCGCUUACAAGGCGAAUCCGAAGCAGGUUUCGCUUGAUUUCGUCCUCUUCCAACCGAACCAAGGGAUUUUAGAUCCUGGCUCGAAUCUUCACUACGAAAACAUGCUGUUCGCACAGAUCGACGCGGUUUACUAUGCGCUCGCCGCUGUUGGUUACAAGAAGCUUCCUGUUCACAUCUCGGAGACCGGAUGGCCGUCGAAGGGAGACGAAGAUGAGGCCGGUGCGACUCCGGAGAAUGCAAAGAAGUACAAUGGGAACCUACUCAAGUUCAUCUGUCAGAAGAAGGGGACGCCAUUGAGGCCGAGCUCGGACCUCAAUAUUUAUGUGUUUGCUUUGUUUAAUGAGAAUAUGAAGCCUGGACCAACUUCGGAGAGGAAUUAUGGACUUUUUAAGCCUGAUGGUACGCCGGUGUAUCAGCUCGGAUUUUCCAUUAACGACGCCGUAGGAAACGGGACUCACGGCACUUCCGGAACUUCCGACGUGCAACCUACGCCACCGGGAUUUCCCACUACCUCCACUGGUUAUUUGUCCAUUUCUUCCGCCAAGGAGAGAAGCCAUUGUCUCGGAUUCUUCUCAGUGUGCCUGUAUCUGAUGCUGUUCAAGUUGCUACUUUGAAUUUAGGAGAUUAUUUGUAUUUUCAGUGUAUGUUUCCUAAAGAUGCUUUGGAUUUAUUUCAUUUAUCAGAAUCAGAAUUGGAAAAUGCUAAAGAGAAUAAGAGGCAGAGUCGGAUUUUGGGAAAAGGUAAAUAUUCUGUUCCUUUCCUUGUAUGUCUCUGCCUUUCUUUUUGCUAUUCUUUUGUAUGUGGCCAUUACAUAUGUUAUUCGGCUUCUGCUUUACUGCAAACAAAGGUGGAAAUUAUGAACGGAAGCCUUUUUUCUUAUAAUUUAUAAAACAGAUAACUAAGUGAGAGACAAAAUACUCAAUCUUGUUCAAUUUUUAAGUGAACAUUGCCCCUAUAGGCCGUUUAGGACAUAUCCUCGAGUGCCAAUAUUCUGACUUUUGCUAUUGUCUGAUCUUUUUGCUUACCUCUUAUAUUGUCAAGCAUUUCACAACGUAAAAGUAACCAUAUGAUUGGAAAGUUUGUUGAAUCUACCACUAGUUACCCAAUGGAGUGGGGUCGAACAACAAAACAACUGACAGAGCCAUGUGACAAAAGAAAAAGUUGUUUAUAAUUUGUCAUUUCCAUUUUUGUUUGCAUUUCUAUUUGAUAUUCUCAGCUGGAUCUGAUCUGUCAAUAUCUCCAUCUCCAUCUCUCUUUUUUUAUCCUGUUUUUAUUUUUUUUAGUUAUUAAUAAUUUUUCAGUUGGGGUC